Messenger RNA from Lepidothrix coronata (blue-crowned manakin), 388 nucleotides. RefSeq names its product coenzyme Q10A (gene COQ10A). NCBI's taxonomy places the organism in Eukaryota, Metazoa, Chordata, Aves, Passeriformes, Pipridae. The transcript is spliced from 2 exons. Gene Ontology annotation, molecular function: ubiquinone binding. The coding region runs from base 143 to 373 and encodes 76 amino acids. Gene Ontology annotation, cellular component: mitochondrion. The record is from RefSeq and is a predicted model, not a curated record. Gene Ontology annotation, biological process: cellular respiration; ubiquinone biosynthetic process.
AGCCCUGUGUGGCCUCCGGCUCUCCCGCCUGGCCAGGCCGGGCCCUGCGCCCUGGGAGCCCCGUUCCCAGCCCAGCAGGACCUUCCUGAGCCUCACCAACAAGCGCAAGGAGUACUCGGAGCGGCGCAUCAUCGGGUACUCGAUGCAGGAGAUGUACGACGUGGUGGCCAACGUGGAGGACUACAAGAACUUCGUGCCCUGGUGCAAGAAGUCGGUGGUGGUGUCGCGGCGCGCGGGGCACAUCAAGGCCCAGCUGGAGGUGGGGUUCCCGCCCGUGCUGGAGCGUUACACGUCCAUCGUCACCCUGGUCCGGCCUCACCUGGUCAAGGUGAGGGCAGGACACGCUCUUUGGGAGGCUCUUCUGCACUGCUGAGGCCCCUCCAGGGCU